AUGACGGCGAGAUCCCUCGCCGCCCCAAAGACGGCCUUCGUCGCGGCGAGCCACGCAGUCAGCAACGGUCUCGGUGCAACAGUGCGACCUCGGCGACUUGCACAGCCGACACUAACGCUGCCAAACCGCUCAGUGUCGCCCGACAGGCUGUACAGUAAGUGGACAGACAAAGAUUUCAACAGAAAACAAUGGUCUGACCCCAAGGCUGAAACUCUCAGACGGGCUAGGCAGCGGGCUCGCGCCAAGAUCCUGCAUGAAGCUCACUUUGAUACAGCGAUACGUUUGCUGGCCCCAGAGACGUACAGCGGCGCCCAUCGCGAGGCGCGCAAUUUGCAGGAAGCGUUGGCCGGUGCUGCCAAUUGGGUACCUACGAAAUUAGCUCGCCUUGCCUCAAAGCCAAAGGAACUACAAACUGCGCUUGAACAGCAUCUGUGCAUCUAUGGCGUGCGAGAGGAGUACUGGCUCUCGGUUCGGAACGCCAUGCUCGCCGAAAGCUGGCUAGAUGCUCGCAGGCACAUGAUUAACACUGACGAUGCCAAAUGGCCAGGGUUUGUUCUCCAACGCACCAUUCAUACAGUCGCCACGCCUUCCGAGAUGUCGGAUUCGCUGGCAAUCCUCAACUCCACCUUGCAACACGCUUCGAAGCAGCUGGACUCAGAUGCUUCUGUCUAUUUCAAAACUCUUCGUUAUUGCGUCUCUACACUCAUAUUCAAGAUUCUGAAACCGGACGGGAGUGCUGUACACCUCAUUCCCAGGUUGACGGACGUACUGUUGGGAUUGAUCGAAGUCUUUCCAGACCUGAUGAGAUCGUCAACGCUGCUAUUCGUUGAUUUUACCUGUUGUUGUACUGCGGUUGUAGAUGAGAGGGCUCGACACGCAGUGAGCAACCUUCUCGACGGGCUGCAAAGCACCAGCAGCGACGCGGACAGCUUCCAGUUCAUCCGUCAACGGAUCGUCUCCCACUGCCUUGACAGCAUUGAAGUCUCGAUGAAGAAGGCUGGACGAAAGACUGCUUCUUCAGAACAAUUUGUUAACCUCGACCUGAUGGAGAAACUGCUUCAGCAAGAGUUUUCCUCGCAUGCCAAUGCUCAGCAGCGGGCGCUCCGAUGCGCUGUACACGUAGCUGGCCACCAUCGAGAUGACAUACGGGCAUGGAGUUGGUUUAAUCGUCUGCAACAGUACAAUCAGAAUCACAACGCCAACACAACAAUAUCGGACUACCUCGUUCUCGCCAAAGCCUUGGUCCGUAGUAAGUAUGGUCGGCACGAGGCAUGGCGUGUCUUUUUAGAUGCAGAGAAGUACAUGCCUAGCCACAGCACUUCUGCUACGGCAGCAAAGGAAGAUCUCGACAACACGUGCAUCGAACUGCUCGAAGUGAUGGCUAUGAGUGCAGAUGUGCGACUCGAGAGCGUGCUGUCGCUGCUGGGUAUUGCGGAUCCGGUCAAGCAUGAACAUGACAUUGCGUCUGUCAAGAUGGCCAAUGCUCUCUCUAAGACAACGCAUCGGCCAAGGGUGGCUCUAGUCGCCUUCACGAUGGUGAUGCAAGGAUGUCUGGCUCGUCAACAGCCGGAAUACGCAGUGCUCGUCUGGCAGACGAUGCGUCAGCGAGACUUGCUGCCUAACGUCGCCUGCCUUUCGGUAUACCUGCAGAAUUUGUUCAAGAUGAAAAAAACGGGGGAAGCGAUGCGUCAGCUGCACCUUUGGUGCGAAGAAGGAGUGCCAGAUAUCCGCAACAAGCUGCAAGAGGUAUCGCAAGCAACGCAAAUUUCCGCCGGAGAAUCGUCACAACAGCAUGAUCUGCCAUCGGCAGCACCAGAGGUCUCGCGGUACACAAUAACACCGGACCCAAUUCUGGCGUCUGUCGUACUUAGCGGCUUGUACACGUGCGGGUCAGUUGGCAUUGAAGGGCUCUGGAAUGCGUAUCAGCAGACGAUUCGGCUUUUUCCCGAUGCAUACAUCCUCAGCUUGUUGCUCAAAGUAUCUUGUCAAGAUGACAGAAAGUCAAGAAUCAGCGCUCGAUUUGGCUGGCAAGUCUUCCGUUCGCUUCUCUUCGGCAAGCAUCCAGAACUGGCAGAAUACCGCAAUCCUCUCAAGCUCUUGCUUGAGACGCACGGGACUGUUGGCUGGAUCUUCUCUGACGACACGGUGGGAUCCAAGGUGGAGAAUUGGUUCGCAUCUGUCUUUAGGCCACAGGACACCAAAUCGCCCGUUGCACCCGGCGACUCGAGUGGGCUGGUCUUCACAUCGAAAGUGUUGGAGAGCUACGUGCGACUGAUAUUGCACCUUCAGCAUUCUCCUGGACAAUUGGCGGAUGCUCGCUUCUCAAGGGAAGAGUUGAUCAAUGUACUCGGUUGGAUGAAAGAGUUGAAUCUCAGGCCUUCUACAACGCACUUGGGGCUGACAAUCCUGGAGAUCGAAGAGAACCUCCUACCGGCGGUUGCCACGAGACAAAUGGAAGUGCUGGAGGGGUGGCUUGUCGAUUGGCUUGGAGAGGAUGCAUUGCCGACAGAACGGCAGAUGCAGCGCCUUUGGCAAUGGAAGAUGAAGCGGAAUGAGCAGAAGAGGAACUGGUUCGAUCACGUAAGGAUGGAUGGCUCUCAUGAGCCGUAUGCGGCAUCGAUACCAUGA
This is a messenger RNA of Ustilago hordei, 2628 nucleotides long. RefSeq lists its product as uncharacterized. Lineage: Eukaryota; Fungi; Basidiomycota; Ustilaginomycetes; Ustilaginales; Ustilaginaceae. The transcript has a single exon. The coding region runs from base 1 to 2628 and encodes 875 amino acids. The record is from RefSeq and is a predicted model, not a curated record. Gene Ontology annotation, molecular function: protein binding.